UCCAUCACGAAAACUCGAGCUUCAAGCUUAAGCAUCAUUAUUCUAUAGAUACACCCAGAUUCAACGAAUAGUGUCGUCUUAUCACAAUAUGCAGUCCCAACCAUAAACGGAUUCGCGUAUCGAUCGAAUGAUCGUCAGAAUCAAUUCUCCGCAACAUGCAAUUUGCUAUUUACCCGUUCAUCCACCUCCACCUCCGCGUCCCCCGCACCCCGCGCGCCGGCUGCUCAGGAACAACACUAUGAGCUAACUAUUACCAUCCCGCAGGAAUGAGAGUAAGACAAGUAAAGAUGCGCGUCGCCCAUGCGCACGUUGUAGUUGUCGGAUCUAUCUUUGGGCAUCUUUGUGAUUUAUCGACAAGAUGAUGUUUCUUAAGUUACUACUUUUCUUUGCGGUGUCUGUACUCGGCAAUGAGGUAGACAUCACGAGACGCGCCGUUUUACCCAGUCCUCCACAUGGCCACUGGAUCGAUGCAUGGGCUUCGAUGCCGCAGCUCACGGAGCCCGCGAACCUACCACCUGUGCCGUUUAACGGAACAGACGUAGUGUUCGCAAACUCUACUAUCCGUCAAACACUGUACAUGACCGCCGCGGCGUCGCAGAUCCGGCUCAAAUUCUCCAAUGUGUUUGGCGGCUCGAAUUUACCCAUCACGGCGGUCACGGUGGCGAUGCCGGCGAACAAUACAGCGGGUAUACAUCAGAUACAGGCCAAGACGCUGAGGAAGGUUACGUUCUCGGGCAAAAGUUCGAUCAGUAUACCGAAUGGCGCGCUGGCUGUGUCGGAUCCCGUCGACUUUCCGAUCAAGGCACAGCAAGUCGUCACAGUAACAAUGUACCUCGCGACAGGGCAAACGACAAACCUUAUCACCAGCCACCCCGGGAGCCGGACAACGAGCUGGUGGCAGUUCGGCGACGCCGUUAACGCGGCGGAGAUUACGGUCAGUGAUGCGAGCACGCAGUCGGCCGCACACUGGUACUUCCUAUCCAGCAUCGAAGCCUGGGUCCCCCGUGAACAAGGCAGUCUGCUCAUCGUGGGCGACUCCAUCACAGAUGGUCGCGGCUCCACGACAAACGCGAACAACCGCUGGCCCGAUCUUCUGCUCGCACGACUCCAACAAGGACUCACCACGAGGCGUAUCUCCAUUGGAAAUCUGGCGGCGGGGGGUAACAGGGUGCUAGCUGACGGGCUGGGACCAAAUGCACUGGGGCGCAUUGAUCGAGAUGUGCUGGCCCAUCCUGGGGUUCAGUACGCCAUGAUCUUCGAGGGGGUCAAUGACAUUGGGACUGCAGCGACGACGGCGAAUGCGCAGGACGACGUGUAUGAGGCGCUGACCCAGGCGUACGAGCAGAUGGUGACGCUCAUCCACGCACACGGUAUCCCUGUGUUUGGCGCGACUAUCACGCCGUUUUCUGCGCCCAGCAACUUCACGGGCCAGCCGUAUUCGAGUCCGGAGAGGGAGGCGACGAGGCAGAAAGUUAACUCGUUUAUUCGCGACUCGGGGACAUUUGAUGCGGUUGUUGAUUUUGAUAAACUGCUGGCUGAUCCUGAGGUUCCUAGUCGAUUGAAGGCGGAGUACGAUUCGGGGGACUAUCUGCAUCCGAAUGUGCAGGGUUAUCAGCACUUGGCGGAUCAGUUUCCGGUUGCUAUAUUUGAGCAAUGGGCGGGUGGCGUUGUUGGCUCGGCCCAGCCUCACCUCUCCCAAGCUCCAACCACGCCCAGCUAUCUCACCGACCUCUCCACAUCUCCACGCCUCCACCUCUCCGUCGCUCUAACCACCGCCUUGAGCUUCGACGUCAACCCGCGAACUCAUUCUACCACCCUCACAUCUCAUCUUUCCCUCACCGCCGCCAUGCAGCUCACCACGCUCCUCCUCGCUGCAACCAGCGCGCUCAGCGUCUCGGCCGGCUCCUCGUGGAUCACCAAGCAAGUCACCGUCAAGGAAGACUACAAAGUGCCGGGCGACAACCCUCUGUACUUCUGCGAGGAUCCCGCGAACAACAUCCUGAGCAUCGAGAAGGUCGACCUGGACCCCAACCCGCCCAAGCCCGGCUCCACGCUCAGCAUCAAGGCCGAGGGUAACUUCAAGGAGGAAGUCGGCGAGGGCUUCAAGAUGCACCUGCAAGUCAAGUACGGGCUGAUCACGCUGAUCAACCAGCAAGCCGACGGAUGCGAGACGAUCCAGAAGGGGGAUCUAGAGUGCCCGCUGGAGAAGGGCGAGAUGACGCUGACCAAGGAUGUUGAUCUGCCGCGGGAGAUUCCUCCGGGCACAUACACUGUUCUCGCUGAUGUGUACACCGCGGAUGGCGAUAAGAUUACUUGCUUGACUGCUAAGAUUGCUUUCCACCGGACGGGCGAUGGAGGUGUUAAGAUUGGGAAGCGCAGGGUGGAGAUGUCUGGGCCGGCUGCGAAGAUGGUGCAGGAGCGGUUGAGACUGCGCAAUGAACUAUGA
Molecule: messenger RNA, 2446 nt
Organism: Dothidotthia symphoricarpi CBS 119687
Lineage: Eukaryota; Fungi; Ascomycota; Dothideomycetes; Pleosporales; Dothidotthiaceae
Product: SGNH hydrolase
Exons: 7
Coding region: 359-2446 (695 amino acids)
Biological process (GO): intracellular sterol transport
Source: RefSeq, a predicted model, not a curated record